AUGCGCUGGCCUGGUCGCGAGGUGGUUGAACUUGAAACCCACAUGGGGUUUAGAGGUGGUUUGCAAAGAAACAAAAUGACUGGUGUUACUGCACCGUACUAUGCUACAUCAUUUACUGAGGUUAUAUUCCAUGUAUCUACCCGUAUGCCAUCUAAUAAUCCAGAAGCACUGCUACAAAAGACUCGUCACUUGGGAAAUGAUGAGGUGCAUAUUGUUUGGUCGGAACAUACAAGAGAGUAUAGAAGAGGCAUUAUUCCUACUGAAUUUUGUGAUGUUUUGAUUGUUAUUUACCCAUUGCCCCAUAAUUUGUAUAGAAUACAAGUAUCAAGGAAGCCUGAUGUUCCAUAUUUUGGACCUUUGUAUAAUGAAGCUUUGGUUGGCCAUAUGGAAUUACCUGGGUUGGUAAGAGCUACAGCUUUAAGUGCUUCAAGAGCCAAGCGAAGUAUGCUACCUUUUUAUCAACAAUAUUAUGAAGAACGAGGACGAUCAUUGGAAGCAGUCAUAAAAAACUAUAGAAAGCAAACAACAUUUGAAGAAUUUGCUGCAAAUAUUUAUUCCCCACAAGAAAAUAAUUCUUUAAAUAUUUGCCAUGGUAACAGCUUGCAAAAUACUGAAGAAUGCUCAUCUUCUCUUGGAUCAAACAGUAGUUCUACUCUAGCUGCUCUGCUCGAUACUACUACUUAUCGAAUCAGUCAACAUUCUCAUAUGACAGAUGACAGUGGAACUUCAUAUACUGGUGUAGAAAGUGAAAUAUCUUCAUGUUCCGGAGUUUCUCCCAGGCCAUUAAAAAAGAUUGGUAUGAAAUCAGGUUCAAAAAAGACACCUCUAUUGACUCCACCAGACAGUCCUACAUCUAGACGCUCCAAAUAGUAGUUAAAAAUAGUUUGUUUACACCGUCUGAAACUAUUUAAUGAGUUUAGAUUAAUAGAUUUAAGUCAUAUGUUGCCUUAUAUAAUAUUUUGGACUAAAAUAUGUUAAUAGUUCCUCACUCAUUAAUACUUAAAUAAUUUGAAUGCUGUUAUUAUGAAUGAUUUUUUUUAAUCAUUGUUUUCUUUAGUUUUUAAUGUAUAAAUGAUGUGUGUGUGUUUCUAUGUGUUCACGGAGGUUUGUGUUUGAUAAAAUAAGGUUAAGAUAAAAGGAAAUUUCUUUGAUAGAAUUAAAAGUCGACAUAAUUAGUUUAUGUAUUCAUGACAUUUGUUGACUUUCAUACUUUGUUGGUUUCUAAUUUUGGUGCUGUUAGUCAUUGAAUUUUUAUAGUUUUUUUUAAUUGUAUGAUAAAAAGCUCUGGUGAACUUGAAGGUUUUACUCUGAUAUCAUGAAUAAUUGUUGACUAAAUAAUCUCCAUAAUAAUAAACUACCUUAAUAUUAAUAGCUGACUUAAUCUCCUUCGACUGAAUCCUGUCAAAUGCCUAAUUUAAUUAAUCUAUGCUUUUAAUUCAAUUGUUUGAUGUUAAUAGAUAAUUAAUUAUAAUUAUUUAAAAUUAAAAAAAAAACAAUCAUCAAUAAAUACAGUUUAUUCCCAAUAAGAAUAAACAAGUAUGGUAUGUAAUAUCUACAUGUACAAAUAAUGAUAAAAGCUGUAAUUUUAUAAAUUAGGAAUAGAUUUUAUGAAACAAUGUAAUAAAUAUAUUGAAAAAUGAAUUGCAUAAGACUAUCGUAAUCCACAACUUAUUAACCUAUUGGGACUCAAUAAUAUAAUAGUAAGAAGUCAAUGACGUCAUAUAAACAAUACAUGUCAUGAAAUAAGUGAUGGGUAAUGUUUAUAUAGUUUACAAUAAAUCCAUAAAGAAUCAUAGUUUACCUUUUUAAAAAUAUUAGAAAAUAAUAAUAAUAAGCGUUAAAUAAUAAUAAAAUUUGAGUUAAAUAAAUAAAAAUAAGUUCAAAGUACUGGAAAAUAAAUUCUCGAAUAAUAGAAUAGUAGUCGAAAGUCAAGUAAAUUUAUUAAUGAUUAGCUCAUGAAGUUGGAAAUUUAAGUAAAGUAAAUUGUGGAAUACUCUAUAUUAAAAUAAGAAAUAAUAUGAUUGGUAUUAUGAUGUUUAUUAACUGUUUACAAAUAAACCAUAAGCGAAUAAUAUAUAUAUAUUUUUUUUAUUUAAUUAAAAAUACCAGCACCGUAGAGGAUUCUUUGUUUUAUUCCAUUUUUAAGUAUAAUAAAAAUACUAUAGUAUAUUAAAAAUAAUAAUAGUAAUUAUUUGAAAAAAGUAAACACAAAUCUUGAAUUAUUUAGUCGACUUUUAUUUUUAUAUUUAGCUAUUUAUGUUAUCGGAUGUCCUAGAUCAAUGAUUUUGAAAUUUUAUUUAAAUUUUUUAUACAUGUGAUGUUUUGAUCUUUUAUAUACUAAAAGUAUGGGAUCUUCUUCAGUAUUUUUAGGUAAGCAUUGAUGCUUUAUCAACCAGUGAGCACACUUAUAUUAACUACUGAUUCAAUGUACUCUGUUAAAUGUAUUAAUAUACCUAAGUAUAUUUAUACAUGUGUAUACAUACAAGGUCUGUUCUAACAGACCUUGUUAGGAAUUUUUUCAUUAUCGUUAAAACUACUAUAAACCGGGGUUACUUUGGGACUAGAGGAUGACUAUGUAGUAGAGUUAUUUUUGAAUUCGAAAUCACCUGGUGAAGUGGAACACUUUUAAAUCAAAACUAAAGGGAAGUUGUCAGAAUAAGAAUAUGUUUUAGCCCGCCAAGUAAUUUCAUAUUCAAAUUUAAUUCUAGUACAUAAUCACUCCCUAGUCUUCAAGUAACCCUGGUUUACAGUAUGUAAAAUAAAUUAUUUAUUUUAAGGGUCAUUUAUUAUUAUUGUUUGGACUAUCAAAACAAUGAAGUAUAGAUAAACUCAAAUUCAGAUAUCUUUUAAGUAUUUGUUUUUAGUAUUUCUAAAUAACUAAUUAUGGUUAUUUAAUUAAUGCUUUGCAUGUAUAUAUCUUAUUGUAUUAUUAUGAAGUUCACAUGUAUAUAUUUAUUUAUCAAUUAAUAUUAAAUUAUAAAAACUGAACUGCAUUUUUUAAAUAUUUAAUUUCAGUGGCCUAUAAUUACUAAGGCACUUCUUGUGCAUGUUUAUAGUUUUGUGGCACAAUUUUGCUGUAUGUAGUAUAUUUACUUAAUUUAUUGUGAUUGUUAUUAAAUAUUUAUGUAAUUUCAAGUCUGUGAUUAGUUUAUAUUGCAAGAAAGUGUUUGAGAUUGUUAUUUAUAUUUACAUAUAAAAUUUUGUACUUAAACUAGUUUUGUAUAUAGUAAUAUUUUUAUUGUAAUGACAUUAAUUUGGAUUGUAAAGCCGUCCAUUGACUAUGGUCAUUUAAAUAAGAAACUGAUAAUAAAAAAAUAUUUUCAACAUACUUAUUUUUUUAAACUUUUCCAUUUGGAAGUUUUGUUUUCCUAAAUUGUGUGAAUAUU
Molecule: messenger RNA, 3386 nt
Organism: Nezara viridula (southern green stink bug)
Lineage: Eukaryota; Metazoa; Arthropoda; Insecta; Hemiptera; Pentatomidae
Source: the annotation of a GenBank genome assembly